CCCCCCCCCCCCCCCACACACACACACACACACUUUCCUGUUUUUUUCUCUCUCACAAACCUCUCUAAGCUACCCGCCAUGUCAUCGGUCCGCUUCACGGUGACGCCCACCAAGGCCGAGGACCUCCCGGGACUGUCCGACACGUCGCCCGACAUCAGCUCGCGCCCGUCUGCCCAUGUUCGAUUCGGCUCUAGGGAGAGCGUCAAUCGGAGUGAGCCUGUGAGCGAGGGCUCGGGAGGUGUGACGACUGCUACUUUGGGAGGAGCGGGAGGGAAUGACACGCCAGAUUACUGCAGCGUCGACCAAGGUGAUGGGAACUCAAAAAUCUCCAGUGUUUACAUCAACAACAGUCAUGGGAUGGAUGAUGAUGACUUCUACGAUAGGAACUUGGCCUUAUUUGAGGAGGAGAUGGACACUCGGCCAAAGGUGUCUUCUCUCCUCAACCGCCUGGCUAACUACACCAACCUGACGCAGGGGGCGAAGGAGCAUGAGGAGGCUGAGAGCUUUGGGGAGAAGAAGAAAACCAGCAAGUUGCCGCAGAUGGGGACGUUCAUGGGUGUUUACCUCCCUUGCCUUCAAAACAUCUUCGGCGUCAUCCUGUUCUUGAGGUUGACAUGGGUGGUGGGAACUGCUGGGGUGCUGCAGGCCCUCUGUAUCGUCUUUAUAUGCUGCUGCUGUACGCUGUUGACUGCAAUAUCGAUGAGCGCGAUCGCUACUAAUGGGGUUGUGCCAGCUGGAGGCUCCUACUUCAUGAUCAGCCGCUCUCUGGGUCCAGAGUUUGGUGGGGCAGUGGGGAUUUGUUUCUACUUGGGCACCACCUUCGCCGGAGCCAUGUACAUCCUGGGAGCCGUUGAGAUCUUUCUGAUGUACAUUGUAUCUCAGGCAGAGAUUUUUAAAGGUGAAGGAGCGGCCAGGUUGAACAACAUGCGGGUCUACGGCAGCAUCUGUCUCCUCCUGAUGUCCCUGCUCGUCUUUGUGGGUGUAAAGUAUGUCAACAAGCUGGCCUCUAUCUUCUUGGCCUGUGUCAUCGUCUCCAUUGUUUCCAUCUACGUAGGAGCGUUGGUCUCCGCCUUCCAAGAGCCUCGCUUCCCCGUUUGCAUGCUGGGAAACCGAACAAUCAGCAGCCAUUUUAUUAUCGACAACCAGUGUAGGAAAACCGUCCCGGUGGAGACCGAAGCUACAACCGAGAGCUUCGACAGCAACUUCACAGUUAGCUAUGAAAACAGCACAGCUGGACCAAUCAUUGUCCCCACUGAUGCUCCUGUGGUGGUGGAGAAGACCACGUAUCUUUGGAGAGAAUUUUGCCAGAGCCCAGAUCUCAACACCACAUGUGACGAAUAUUUCAGCGCCAAUAAUUUCUCUGAGAUUAAAGGGAUUCCUGGCCUGGCCAGUGGCAUCAUUUCAGCGAACCUCUGGAGCUCCUACCUCAGCAAAGGUGAGGUGCUGGAGAAAGGCUCUCUCAGCUCCUCUCAUGUGGUUCAUCCAGCGUCAGCUACUCAUCCAUACGUGUUUGCAGACAUCACAACCUCCUUCACCCUGCUGGUGGGCAUCUUCUUCCCCUCAGUCACAGGAAUCAUGGCUGGUUCAAAUCGCUCAGGGGAUUUAAAAGAUGCUCAACGCUCCAUCCCCAUCGGAACCAUCCUUGCUAUCCUCACAACGUCUGUUGUCUAUCUGAGCAGCGUCGUGUUGUUUGGAGCCUGCAUCGAUGGGGUCGUCCUCAGAGACAAGUUUGGAGAUUCAGUCAAAAGCAAUCUGGUGGUGGGUACUCUGGCUUGGCCCUCUCCUUUGGUCAUUGUGAUUGGUUCCUUCUUCUCGACGUGUGGCGCAGGCCUGCAGUCGCUAACCGGUGCGCCCCGACUGCUGCAGGCUAUCGCUAAGGACAACAUCAUCCCAUUCCUACGGGUGUUUGGACAUGGGAAAGCUAAUGGCGAACCCACCUGGGCUCUGCUGCUGACAGCUUUAAUAGCCGAACUGGGGAUUCUCAUCGCCUCUCUGGACCUAGUCGCUCCCAUCCUCACAAUGUUCUUCCUAAUGUGCUACCUGUUUGUGAACCUGGCUUGUGGUCUGCAGACCCUCCUCAGGACACCCAACUGGAGGCCACGCUUCUCCUACUACCACUGGACCUUAUCGUUUCUAGGGAUGAUAAUCUGCCUCGCUCUCAUGUUCAUAUCUUCGUGGUACUACGCAAUCGUUGCCAUGGUGAUCGCUGGCAUGAUCUACAAAUACAUUGAAUAUCAUGGAGCAGAGAAGGAAUGGGGGGAUGGGAUCCGCGGUCUGUCGCUCAGUGCUGCCCGUUACGCCCUUCUGAGGCUGGAGGAGGGACCACCACACACCAAAAACUGGAGGCCCCAACUGUUGGUGUUACUAAAACUGGACGAAGACGCCCACGUCAAGUCUCCUCGUCUGCUGACGUUCGCCAGCCAGCUGAAAGCAGGAAAGGGCUUAACCAUCGUCGGCACAGUUGUCCCCGGACACUUCCUGCAGACGUAUGGAGAGGCUCUGGCUGCUGAACAGACUUUGAAGCAUCUGAUGGAUAAGGAACGAGUAAAGGGCUUUGUUCAGUGCAUAGUUGCUCAAAAGCCACGUGAGGGAAUCAGUCACAUGAUCCAGUCAAGCGGACUUGGAGGAAUGAAACCCAACACUGUGGUGAUGGGCUGGCCUCACGCCUGGAGGCAAAGUGAGGACCCGCAGGCCUGGAAGACCUUCAUCAAUACCGUCCGGGUGACCACAGCGGCCCACCUGGCUCUGCUGGUGCCCAAAAACAUCUCCCUGUUCCCAAGCAACAGCGAGCCUUCCACAGACGGCUACAUCGACGUGUGGUGGAUCGUUCACGAUGGGGGGAUGCUGAUGCUGCUGCCGUUUCUUCUGCGCCAACACAAGGUGUGGCGUAAAUGUGCGAUGCGAAUUUUUACAGUGGCUCAGAUGGAGGACAAUUCUAUUCAGAUGAAGAAGGAUCUUGCAACGUUUCUCUAUCACCUACGUAUUGAAGCUGAGGUGGAAGUAGUGGAGAUGCACAACAGUGAUAUCAGUGCUUACACCUACGAAAGGACUUUGAUGAUGGAGCAGAGAUCUCAGAUGCUCAGACAAAUGCGACUCUCUAAAUCCGAUCGAGAAAGAGAAGUGUAUCUCUCGCCCAGGUUCAGGAGUGCUGAAGUCCACACAUCAAACCCUGUCAACGAAGACAGAGACAGACAGGCUCAGUUGGUGAAGGACCGUAACUCCAUGCUGCGCCUGACUAGCAUUGGGUCAGAUGAUGACGACGACACCGACGGCGGAGAGAGGGACCGACCAGUGAGCAGCAGCUCCGAGCACCAUCGACGCGUUCAGAUGACGUGGACCAAAGAGAAGACGGCACAGUACAGAGCGACGCACUCUUGCUGCUCCACACCUGAAGGGUUCAGAGACAUGCUGAGCCUCAGGCCGGACCACUCUAAUGUCAGGAGGAUGCACACCGCUGUCAAGCUCAACGAAGUCAUUGUGAAUAAAUCCCACGAUGCCCGGCUUGUCCUGCUCAACAUGCCAGGACCCCCGAAGAAUACAGAAGGAGACGAGAACUACAUGGAGUUCUUGGAGGUUCUGACUGAAGGGUUGGAGCGUGUCCUGUUGGUCAGAGGUGGCGGAAGUGAAGUCAUCACCAUCUACUCUUGAUUGGACAGACGCUGGAAGACGCUGUUUAACUACCAGCCAAUCAUGGAGAAGUGAGCUAGAGGGAAAUGGGUUGGUCUGUGGGGGCUGGGGAUUGUGGAGCCCAUCAAGACAGACGGUCACUGGCUGCACCAUCGAUUGUCACAUCCAACAUCCCACCAAGCCCAGCUCCUUCCAUCUGUACUCUUUUUUUUUUUUUCUGUCACGAUGGUGGUUCAUGUUCCAGUUUUGUUGACCUGAGGAAAUGCCAACACAGUUCCAUGAUUGAGCAACAACCACCCAGAACUAUCAGUUGUGUGUCCGUGUGUGUGUGUGUGUGUGGGAGAAUCACUCACCUGAAAGAUCUUUGAUCUGUUGAAAGGACCAGCGGUGUGUCUGAAGCAAGUGUGUUUAGGCAGCGGAUCAGUUAAAGUAAAUAUGAACGUAAUCGAUCUGAAAACGGCGCAGUCUUUCCACCGACAAAACUCAGGGUUGCUUUUUGUACUGAAUGUAUUUUGGACGUUUGCUUUGUGAGGCCGAAAUGUCUGAUAUCAAAGGAGUAUUUGUCUUUUUUUUUUUUAUUAUUUGCUAGAGGCACAAAAAUGUUUAUCCCAGAUCUUCACAUGGACUAGAAACGUAACGCUCAAUCAAGAGUAUGGCAAAAAAUACCAUAUCAACCUCAGAUUAUUGGUCUGCCUUUUUCUUUUCCAUGUACUGCAAAAUAUGCGCACCAAACACAACAUUUUAGUUUGAGCACAUUAAAACUCAUCGUAAAGGAACUUUAAAAUCAUUUUUCUUGCACAGACAUCAGACUUUGCUGCUAUUUGCCCAAAACUGUCAUGUAUUAGAAGCCUUGCUUCUUUUUUCUUUUAAAUAAGUUUUAUUAUGUUUUGAUUUUUUGUUUUUCUUUUAUGACCCGGCAUCCUCAAUUCAAUUUAAUUAUUUAAAUGUGCUUAAAAAAUAAUGUCAUAAAAAAAUUUGAAAAUGGGUCAUAUAUAGAGAAAAUGUGAAGCAAUAAUUCAUGAUUUAUUGUUAAAUUAUAAAAAAGUGAUAUAUAAAAAUGCAUUCUUGGAGCUCCUUGGACAUAUUUUUGUUUAAAAGUCAAAAUGUAAAGAUGUAAAGUAACUUUAUUUCGGACAAAUUACGACCAUGAAUAGGCAGACUCCUAGCUUUCCAAUUAAUAACUUGACUGUUUUUUCCACCCACAUUUUAAUGAUUUUGUUCCAGCAUGUAAAUGUUUAUUCUUUGAGAAAUGACUGACUUAGAAACACAUAUCAUUAUCUAUAAAUCAGUUGGAUGUCAGUGUUAAGAUGGCGUGAUAGUUAUAGGAUCUGAUGAAGUGACAUCAAGAGAAGGGCUGCCUUUUUAUUUAAUGCUUAUUGGUUUGUUGAUCUUAAUACAAAUUCCUGUAAAACCAAAAUGAUCCAUAAUGAAGAAAAUGUUCAAAGAUUGUGGACCUUUAGCUAGCCCAGUGGACUCCAUGAGAACUUUUUAUAGUUGUGACAGCCUCAGAAAUUCAAGAAAUGAAAAAUGAUGUAUAGUUGUCAAACUGGACCAUUGUGGCCCUGACCAGCACACUGCAUGUGGGUGUAUGACGUUGCGUGAACUUAUGAAUGUUACAUGUUCAUUUGCAUUGUUCAACAGAACAUCAGUAGUGCUAUGCAGCAUGAGCUUCAUCCCCUAAAACCAUCUCAUUCCACUCCUGAAAUAACCCUGCUCACAUCCUGCUUGUGUAUGCGCACAUCUGUAUGUAAAUGAAUGCUUGUGAUUUUAUUGUUAAAUUUAGACUCUUUAACUAGAAAUGCUUUAUUCCAUCCAAAUGUUUUGUUUUUUAUUUUAUUGUGCAAGAAGUAUUUUAUGUUGAUUUUUAUUAACUAAAAAUUGUUUUCUUGCUUGUACAUAAGGGCAAAAAAGACAUUAAGUUUAAUCUUUUUUUAAUUACAUUAUUAUAAAAAUCAUGAAAAAUGUUGCUUUGAAAAUCGGAAUAAAGCAAUUUUAAAGUAA
Girardinichthys multiradiatus is the source of this 5628-nucleotide messenger RNA. Its product is annotated as solute carrier family 12 member 6-like. The record is from RefSeq and is a predicted model, not a curated record. Lineage: Eukaryota; Metazoa; Chordata; Actinopteri; Cyprinodontiformes; Goodeidae. Gene Ontology annotation, biological process: cell volume homeostasis; chemical synaptic transmission; potassium ion import across plasma membrane. The coding region runs from base 79 to 3648 and encodes 1189 amino acids. The transcript has 26 exons. Gene Ontology annotation, cellular component: membrane. Gene Ontology annotation, molecular function: potassium:chloride symporter activity.